Messenger RNA from Astyanax mexicanus (Mexican tetra), 3158 nucleotides. RefSeq lists its product as uncharacterized. Bases 522 to 2819 code for a protein of 765 amino acids. The transcript is spliced from 17 exons. The record is from RefSeq and is a predicted model, not a curated record. Lineage: Eukaryota; Metazoa; Chordata; Actinopteri; Characiformes; Acestrorhamphidae.
CGCUAGUCGCUUUUUACAAAAAAAAGUCGCUAAAUAUAGCGACAAAGUCGCAAAGUUGGCAACACUGCAACUGGCUCUUCUUUAGCGCUGUGCGUUUUUAACUGCUUUUACGUUUUUAACUGGGUCCCUUUUUUUCAGACGGUCCCUUGCGAUCUUCAGCGCCUCCUGCUGCAGUGAUUCCGUCUAUUUUCAUUAAAUGUUUUGGGAGAAAGGGAAAGUCAGGACUUUUGGGCAGAUAUAAUGUGUAUAGUUUGUUUUCUUUUCCUCUGUAGUUUGGAAAAUGUAGUUUGGAAGAGUUUAUGACGUUGUUUGUGAGCAAGAGAAGGGAUAAAAAGCAUAAAUAAGUAGAAUUUAGAGUAAAAACCAGCUGAGCAGCUCGUCUUUCUGCCGGAGUGACGUAUUGUUUGCGCAGACAGACAGACAGACAGACAGCAGCAGUGUGUACACCUUGAUUCCUCAGCUCCGGAGCUCAGUUUGAGGAAGUUCUCUACAGCUGAAGGCUGUGUUUCUACUUUUCCCUGAUGCCACAGACCUUCAAACGAAUGGAGGGCAAGACGGGGGUGCCCUUACCUCAGCUCAGCAAUGAGAUGCAGCUGGAUAUUAUGCACAAGGUGAAGAACGGGGAGCUGAGUAUCGAUGAUGCUCUGGACUUGGCCAGGAGGGACCGUCAGCAGCUGCUGCAGAAAAGUUUCGAUACCGAGGAAAAGCAAGCCUUGCAGUACAACUUCAGCGUGCACAAAUUAGGCGGCUACAGAUGGCAAAAACGUGUAUUGCAGAUCGACUUCAACACGAAGAUGAUGUGCAGCAUCGAAAGAGGCAUUGUGAAGAGGCAGUUUCCUUUCACAGAGGUGAAAAACUGCCACGACGCCUCCGGGUCCAAGUUCACCGUGUCAUUCAAGGGCCACCAUGACUACGAGCUGGAGGCCAUGUCCCCACAGGACAAGCAGAAGAUUAUGGAACUGAUACAUCAGAUCAUCUACAGGAACAUCCAUCCUGUAGACACACUUGAGGAGCCCAGCAAGCCACCAGCCUCCCCCACACAGCUUCACGAGGGACAGCUAUUACUGCAGAGGGGAGGCCUAGCAUCAUGCAAAUGGAAAAUGUAUGAUGCUCACCUGUACACAGGCCAGCUGACCCUGCUGCCGGUUGGCUAUCGGCCGGCCUCCAAUGACACGGAUGUGCCGUUCACUCCCAGCCAGCCGCUCGUCAUUCACCUAUCAGACGGAAAUGCGAGUGUAGAGACCCUUCGGUCCAGUGACACCUUCAUACUGCUCACCAACCAGAACGAGUUCCAUUUCCGGGUUCCCAUGGGUGAGCAGAUGAACACAGAGGACACCAGGAGUGAGCGGGACACCUGGGUCAAAGCCAUCGACAAGCAGUGCGUGGACUGGAAGCGCAAAUCCCAGUAUGAAAACAUACACAAAGAAGACCUUCACAGCGGACAUAUGGUACCAGUGAUGUUACCCCAGAACCUCUUCAAACCCCUGCCAGCUCCAGUUCCUUUUCCUUUUCCUGAAGCAGCUUUAGCACUAAAACCAUCGCCUGAUUUCAAGCCACAGCCAAGACCAAGAAAAAAAACCCAGGUCUUUUCAUCAGAGAGCAGAUCAGAACCAGCACCACAGCUGAAGCAGAGUCAGUCUCCAACAUCUCCUCCAGCCCUGGUCCCUCCACCUCCUUUACCACCUCCACUACCCAUGAAGAAGAAAAAAUCCCAAUUAAUGAGGACCAAGGCGUUUCACUGGGAUCUCCUGUCUAAAGAGAAGAUUGUGAAGUCAGUCUGGGCGCGGGGAAGCCCUCGAGAAAUUGAAAUCGACACCAAGCGUUUGUGCGAGCAAUUUGGAGUCAAAGACUCGGGCCACUUUUCUAACUCGGAGUCAAGCAAUCAUGUUGAAAUCAUGCUGAGUGUGAAAAUUGCACACAACUUCAAUAUUUUCCUCAAAAGUUUUCCAGUGCAGCCAAAAGAACUCAAGGACAAAUUGUUCAUUGUUAAUGAGGGAGAUGGAGGCCUCUCCGAUGAACACAUCACAUCCCUCCGGAGGUAUGUGCCGACGGCUGAUGACAUAGAGAUGUAUAAGUCCUAUAAAGGAGACGUGAAUGAACUGCACAUCGUUGAUCAAUACAUGAUGGAGCUGUGUAAUAUCCCGUACCUGAGCACCCAGCUGGACCUGCUGCUGACCCUCAGAGAACUGCCCAUCAGUAUGGACGAUCUGAAACCGCUGAUUAGCCAGAAGAUCCACAUGUGCCAGCAGCUGUGGGGCUGUGAAGCGUUCGUCUGCGUGCUGGAGUACCUCCUGACCAUCGGCAAUUACCUCAACCAGCACGCCGGCAAGGAAAAGGCCAAGGGAUUCCGUCUCUCAUCUCUAACUAAGCUCAUGCAACUGCGUGGGAACGAGAGGAAGUUCACCUUGAUGCACGCCCUUGUGGAGCAGAUCAUGUUGCACGAGCCCCGUUUGGCCACUUUUUUCCGGGAGCUGGCGGAAUUCGAGACCGUCCCAGGGGCUUCAAUUAAAGGCCUAACAGCUGAAGUGGAUGUUUUGAAGAAUGAGCUACAGAAGGUCAUUCAGUACAGGAAAACGUACAAGGGGAAAAACCUGGGCAGCCAGCACACAAAAUUCACCAAGGAUCUGAAGGCGUCCAUCGAGAAGUACGAGGCCGAUCUGAACCACCUGACGAAGAGGUGCGACGAGAUGAGGAAACUCUACACUGACAUAUUGGUGAAAUUCGGCGAGCCGUUGAAUCAGGAUUCUCAGGAAGUGUUUGGCUGGGUGUGCCAGUUCAUCAACGAAUUCAAAAGGACUCAUUCAGAGCUGACACGCUGAGAAAUUCACCCACCUGCACACAAAUAUAUAUAUAUAUAUAUAUAUGUAUAUAAAUAUAUAUAUACAAAAAAAAAUAUAUAUAUAUAUAUACACAUAUAUAAAUAUAUAGACAUAUAUGUAUAUAAAUAUAUAUAUACAAAAAAUAUAUAUAUAAAUAUAUAGAUAUAUUCUUUUUAGUUUACUUGUUUUAUCUUUGACUAAUAUUUAAAUUUGUUUCAUGAUCUGAAACAUUUAACAAGCAAAACAUGACAAACAUGCAAAAAAAAAAAAAAAGAAAUUAUGAAUGGGGCAAAAACUUUUUCACACCACUGUAUGUAAAUAUAUAUAUAUAUAUAUAUA